CUUGCAUCACUUCCGGGAAUUAUACAACCUGAUAAUACAGGUAGAGAGAUAACCUUGGACGUUCCUAUUUUACGUAAAGUUCACAAAGAUGCCAGAAGAAAAGAAAGACGGUGAAAAGAAAUUAAAGCCGUGCUGUGCUUGUCCAGAAACGAGGAAACCGAGAGAUCAGUGUAUUUUUGAAAAAGGUGAAUCAGAAUGUCAAGAAUUAAUAGAAGCACAUAAAGAAUGUAUGAGAAAACUUGGUUUUAAAGUUUGAUAUUUUUGACAAAUAUUGACAGUGUGUGUACCUGGAAGUAUGAAUGAUGAAGAAAAGUGAAAUUUUUAAGAAGAAAUCCAGAAGCUAAUUCUACUUAUCUUUAAAAUGCAUUUAGUGAAAGCAAUAUAUGAUAAAAUAGUUGACUUUUGUAACAGGAUCUAAUGAUAAUGAUGACUGUUGGGUUGGCUUCUUUAUUUCAACAAUAUUGGCUUCUUUAUUUCAACAAUACAGAAACAAACAAUAAAACUUAUUAUAUCUAUAAUUUUAACAAACAAUAUAGCACACAGGAACAUAACAUAUCUGCUUCUAUCGAUCUGUCUAGUACAGCCGUCUCCGUAGUGGUCUCUUGAUAAGCUUGUCUGAGUUAUGUUUCUACCUGAGAUCAUUUUUAACGGUCAAGGUGUUAUCAACAACCUUAUUAGUAUUUAACAGCCAUUCACAAGUUAUAAUACAUAUA
Messenger RNA from Patella vulgata (common limpet), 713 nucleotides. Its product is annotated as cytochrome c oxidase copper chaperone. Gene Ontology annotation, molecular function: copper ion binding; copper chaperone activity. Gene Ontology annotation, biological process: mitochondrial respiratory chain complex IV assembly. Gene Ontology annotation, cellular component: mitochondrial intermembrane space. Bases 89 to 256 code for a protein of 55 amino acids. The record is from RefSeq and is a predicted model, not a curated record. The transcript has 3 exons. NCBI's taxonomy places the organism in Eukaryota, Metazoa, Mollusca, Gastropoda, Patellidae.